UGUAUCGAUGUUUCCUUCGAUGAAGGAGAAUGUUGAAGCAAGGAGAAUAAAAAUGAGUAAAGGAAUGGAGUCGGUCAGGAGUCAGAGCAUCAAGAUAACCUUUGAGGGGGACAUGACGACCACACCCAUAAGGGUGGCAGCCACCAAGUCGGCGAGAGGAUCUACAUCGAAGAAAACUGACACGGAUUACGUGAUGGCGGAGAAGGACGGGCAGCGGGUCGAUGGAGAGGAGGUUAUUCUUUCGCCGCGAAAACGGGGAGUCAAGAAGUUCUUAAUGAAGAGUUCGCUGGACGAGAUUGACACGGUCGAGCCACUGAGGCGGGCCCUUCGGCAACCCAUGCAGUGCUCUAUUCUGGAGUACCUGGCGGCAUCAAAGCCGGCUCGUGAUGAGUUACAGAUGAUCACGCGGAAGACUCGUAUACCUUUAUCGGAGGAGGGUCAGGCCCCUAAGGCGGAAGCUUCUACAGUAGCAGUAACGGGGAUGACUGCCAGAGCGGAUCGCAUGGCGACAGUCCUUCUCGAUGGAAAAGGUGUGCCUCCAGACAAGUUUUAUAUACUUGGUAGCGGGGCCGUGGAGACAAUUAUAAACGAUGGAGCGGUACUCGAUGCUGUGAUUGAUAACGGCAGUGAGGCUGUCAUCAUAGACGAGGACCUGGCGGAACAAGUUGGACUGGGCCUCGAUAGGUCAUACCUAUUCGAGAUAGAGACGGCUGAUGAGAGAAAGCAACAGAUCACCGUGGUUUGUCACAAGGCAGCCAUAGAGGUCCAAGGGGUGCGAGUGACCCUGCCUGUCUUUGCAGUCAAGAACUGCAGCUCCGACCUGCUCUUAGGUCGAACGUGGCUCAGCCACGUGCAUGCGGUGACGAUAGAGCGACCUGUUGGGAGCCAGACAUUGUCCAUUAAGAAACCAGACGGGACGCGGGUAAUGAUUGAGACAGUGGAGCCUCGGGACCCGAGGAACAGAGCAGCUCUCGCUGUGGGUGCGAGAGCCAGUGAUCAGAUUAAGUCGUUACCUAUCUCCGGUCGCGCGGUGCGAUUUCGCGAGAAGAAAUAUGGACCACGACUCACAGAAGAAGAAGGUCGGAUCGUGGAGGUGGAAGAUUUAGGGAGUCGGCUAAUAGUGGACGGCAACUCGUACCCAAAGGAAAAGGAUGAGGAAUUUGGCGGUGUGGUAUCCGUGUCUUUUUUAAGGGCACGGCCCCCUAUGGGGGGCUACCCAAACGACACAAACGAGUAGCGCAAAAAGUUAAGCCAGCGGCGGUGGGCCGCGAGCGAUCUGCACUAGAAGGGAUAACGGAAGAAGAGAUCGCAAAAGAAAUCAAAGAAAGAAAGAAAAAGGAGCCGCAACGCCUAACGGAAGAGAGAAUAGCAGGGAUGGACAUCGGAGAUGGAAAUUUGACCCCACAGGAGCGAAAACGUGUGAUAGAAAUCCUGAAGACGUGUGAUAAGGCCAUAGCUUUCAGCGACGCGGAGCGCUGUAGGAUUGACCCCAGAUACGCUAAGCCAGCAAGGAUU
Messenger RNA from Chara braunii, 1515 nucleotides. Lineage: Eukaryota; Viridiplantae; Streptophyta; Charophyceae; Charales; Characeae. The record is from the annotation of a GenBank genome assembly.